GUCUGGACGAGCGAAGAUGGCGGCGGAGAGGGAGCCUCCUCCGCUGGGGGACGGGAAGCCCACCGACUUUGAGGAGCUGGAAGACGGAGAAGACCUGUUCACCAGUACUGUGUCCACCCUAGAGCGGUCUCUGAAGUUGAGUGUUCCUGUUUUUGUCAGAGGAAACACUGUUAACUCUAAUUGGCCUCCUAGAUCCAUUUCAGUCAAGUCCAUCAUCUCCAGAACCAGCUAGUCUUCCUGCAGAAGAUGUUAGUACAAACUCCAAUGGUCGGAAGCCUGCAGAGGUUGUCCUAGAUGAUGACAGGGAAGAUCUUUUUGCAGAAGCCACAGAAGAAGUUUCUCUGGAUAGUCCAGAAAGGGAACCUAUCCUCUCCUCAGAGCCUUCUCCUGCAGUUACACCUGUGACCCCUACUACACUCAUUGCUCCCAGAAUGGAAUCAAAGAGUAUAUCUGCUCCUGUGAUCUUUGAUAGAUCCAGGGAGGAGAUUGAAGAAGAAGCAAAUGGAGAUGUUUUUGACAUAGAAAUUGGUGUAUCAGAUCCAGAGAAAGUCGGUGAUGGCAUGAAUGCUUACAUGGCAUAUAGAGUAACAACAAAGACUUCUCUUUCCAUGUUCAGUAAGAGUGAAUUUUCAGUUAAAAGAAGAUUCAGUGACUUUCUCGGUUUGCAUAGCAAAUUAGCAAGCAAGUAUUUACAUGUUGGUUAUAUUGUGCCACCAGCUCCAGAAAAGAGUAUAGUAGGCAUGACCAAGGUCAAAGUGGGUAAAGAAGACUCGUCAUCCACUGAAUUUGUAGAAAAACGGAGAGCAGCUCUUGAAAGGUAUCUUCAAAGAACAGUAAAGCAUCCAACUUUACUACAGGAUCCUGAUUUAAGGCAGUUCCUGGAAAGUUCAGAGCUGCCUAGAGCAGUUAACACACAGGCUCUGAGUGGAGCAGGAAUAUUGAGGAUGGUGAACAAGGCUGCCGACGCUGUCAACAAAAUGACAAUCAAGAUGAAUGAAUCGGAUGCAUGGUUUGAAGAAAAGCAGCAGCAAUUUGAAAAUCUGGAUCAGCAACUUAGGAAACUUCAUGCUAGUGUUGAAGCCUUGGUCUGUCAUAGAAAAGAACUUUCAGCCAACACAGCUGCCUUUGCUAAAAGUGCUGCCAUGUUAGGUAAUUCUGAGGACCACACUGCUUUAUCUAGAGCUCUGUCUCAGCUUGCGGAAGUGGAGGAGAAGAUAGACCAGUUACAUCAAGAACAGGCUUUUGCUGACUUUUAUAUGUUUUCAGAACUACUUAGUGACUACAUUCGUCUUAUUGCUGCAGUGAAAGGUGUGUUUGACCAUCGGAUGAAGUGCUGGCAGAAAUGGGAAGAUGCCCAAAUUACUUUGCUCAAAAAACGUGAAACUGAGGCAAAAAUGAUGGUGGCCAACAAACCAGAUAAAAUACAGCAAGCUAAAAAUGAAAUAAGAGAGUGGGAGGCAAAGGUACAACAAGGAGAAAGAGAUUUUGAACAGAUUUCUAAAACAAUUCGAAAAGAAGUGGGAAGAUUUGAGAAAGAACGAGUGAAAGAUUUUAAAACUGUUAUUAUCAAGUACUUAGAAUCAUUAGUACAAACACAACAACAGCUGAUAAAAUACUGGGAGGCAUUCCUGCCUGAAGCCAAAGCCAUUGCCUAGUGAGAAGAUUUCUGUUAUGAAGAUCUUGGAUGUUUGUUCCAGUUACGCUGAAUUCCACAGUGAAACCAUUUAAAACCAUCUAAAUAAACCACUCUAUAUUUUAUGAAUUACAUGUGGUUUUUUAUAUAUAUAUAAAUAUAUAUAUAUAUAUAUAUAUAUACACAUAUAUAUAUAUACACAUAUAUAUACUCUGCCAUUUUAUUACAAGCUGCAUGUCCCGGCCCUCCUUGACUUAAGUGGACUGUGGCAUGACAUUCUGCAGUACUUUGCUGAAUUGAACACUGUUGUGUCUUAAAUACUUGCACUAAACAGUGCACUGCAAGGCCAGACAAUUUUACAUAUUUUUUUCUUUACAAUACAUUCUGUAGCGUGUUUGCCCUCGUUAUGAAGUGAAUUAUCAACAUGUUGAUUAAUGUUCACUUAUACAUUCCUGUACAGAAAUUAUGAUUUUGUGAUUACAGUAAUAAAAUGCUAUUCCUUGUGAA
Molecule: messenger RNA, 2140 nt
Organism: Neofelis nebulosa (Clouded leopard)
Lineage: Eukaryota; Metazoa; Chordata; Mammalia; Carnivora; Felidae
Gene: SNX2
Product: sorting nexin 2
Exons: 16
Coding region: 432-1655 (407 amino acids)
Biological process (GO): intracellular protein transport; early endosome to Golgi transport
Cellular component (GO): retromer complex; endosome; endosome membrane
Molecular function (GO): phosphatidylinositol binding
Source: RefSeq, a predicted model, not a curated record